Messenger RNA from Colletotrichum aenigma, 2217 nucleotides. RefSeq names its product Glycine-rich domain-containing protein 1 (gene GRDP1-1). The transcript has 7 exons. The record is from RefSeq and is a predicted model, not a curated record. Bases 1 to 2217 code for a protein of 738 amino acids. Lineage: Eukaryota; Fungi; Ascomycota; Sordariomycetes; Glomerellales; Glomerellaceae.
AUGUGGACCAAGAACAAGUCCAAGGCCCCACAAGACGCCUCCCCUGGGCCUAGCACCGGCUCCGGUCCCAUCUCCGCCGGCCCCGCUCCUCCCGCCUACACCUCCGACCCCCCAUCCUCCCUCACCGACCCCCUCGAGAACCUGUCCAUCUCCCAUUCCCCCACUGCAGUCCCAACAGAAUCGCACUGCCUCGCCCACCUCCGCCUCCUCUACGCCUUCAACCGCCUCAAAACGGAGACAGGCUACCGCAACGGCCUCUGGAACAUCUUCGACUCCCGCGCCGGGCCCCAGACCUCCGCCAACAACAGCAAAAACACCGCGAUCCCAGACCCCGCGGAGCCAAGCGUAGAUGUCCUCGUCAAGCUCCGCGAGAAGCGAUGGGCCGUCUACGUCGCGCACGCAGUCUCGCGCUACGAGGCGUGGUGGUCCUCCUUCGUCCCGGACAUGCUCCUCGAGAAAGACAUGCUCGACCCAGACGAGGGGCGGAAGGAUCGGUAUGAGGGGUUCGUGAGACGCGAAGGCACGGUGUGGAACGCGGACAUGCUGCCGCCACUGGACGUCCUCCUCGUCUGGCACGCGCACAUGCUCAACCCCAGAAUCUAUCUCGAAGACUGCCUCCGCCACGACUACGCCGCGCUCUGGACCUCUGGCAUGCCUUGGGCAAUCAUCAACGCCGCCAUCCGCGGGCCGACGUUCGAGUACGUCGUCUCAGAGGCGUGCGUCGCCCACUGGACGUCGCGGACGAACCUCGCCUGGAGAAACGAAGACGACCCAGACACGAAAGAGAUCAAGUGUCCAAGCUGCGCUGCGACGGUCUCAGUCCCGUGGACGACAUGCGGGCAGGAGGAGGGUUAUCAGGGGAGCCACCGACCUGGCCUCUCAGGCUCCGGCCUCGCAGACGGCCACCUCUCGCAAACCUGCCCCUGCACCUUCACCAUAACCCACCAAGCCCUGCGAACCGCCAAAUUCCUCGCAGACAUCCAAGCGUCGAUAAAGCAAGGCCACGCGAUGCCAGGCACGAUUCUCGACCUGCAGAGCGGAAUCCCAAAGCUCCUUUCAUCCGCUUCCUCGAGCAGCACGUCUUCCCCGAUACCAGACCAGCUGUUCCCAUCGCACCUCGCCCGCCGCGGUCUUCUCUCCCCUGUGCUUUCCCUUCUGGCCCCCGGCUCCCCAACGCCCGCAUCCAUGACUGCCGUCCGCGACGUGAUCGAGGAGACCUUCACGGGCAAGUUCGCGGACCCGAAGAACCUGCGGGAGGUCAUGUCGCGGCACGGGCACAAGAAGGUCACGGAGUUCAGGCUGAGCCUGGAGGGCCGACGGCAGACACGGAAGAUGAUGUCGCGCUACUGGGAGAACGCUAGCAUGUUGGGCAUAGAUCUCGUGGGCUGCGUGAUGAGGCAGGGCGUGUUUACUGAAAAGAUGUGCAAGAUCAACUGGCUCUCGCUCCCGACAGCCCAGCAAACCAUGUCCGCCCUCCUCACGAAGUACACACGCUUCAUGACCAUAGUCUCCCUCGCGACGUCCACAAAGGACCGUGUCGCCGUGCCCACGGUCGACGUCGACCUCGCCUGGCACACGCACCAGCUCAGCCCCCGGUCCUACUACGAUUGCACUGUCGCGGAGACGGCCGCCUUUGUCGAUCACAACGAUAAGGUCGACGAGGACAAGCUCAGCACCGCCUUCGAGUGGACGUGUAAGACCUACCAGGAACGGUUUGGCGAGGUGUACUCAGAAUGCAAGUGCUGGUACUGCGAGACUGUAAGGGUGAUGGCGCUUCCUGCAACCAAGAUGUUCGGUUCAGGCAAGGAGGAAAAGCUCCUCGAAGCAUGGCACUCCUCCCCCGAAGCCAAAAACGUACCCAUCCCACCCGCUGCCGAAUCAGCGCACGUCUCGUCGCACCCGGCGGUACAUACCAACGAGACGACGUCGCGGAGAGCUCACACGCGCCCGCUGCGACUGGACUACAGGAACAGGCUCGAGGAAACGCAUUCCAAGGCACGGAAGAGGGCAAACAAGACGUUCAAAGCAGAUCAAGGUAAGAGGAUGGGACCGAGGGGAGAGGACAUGGCGAGCUUCUGGGGCAAGGAGGUUCCCGUACAAGGGCCGUGGGCAGCGAGUCUGGCCGCCACAACAACCAGUGACAUGUACCCGUCCCCGCCUGGAUUCAGCGCCUGGUUCGGCGGCAAGUCCGGAUGUACAGGAUUCGCGGGGUCGUAG